Salvelinus fontinalis (brook trout) is the source of this 1191-nucleotide messenger RNA. Its product is annotated as calcium-binding protein 2-like. Gene Ontology annotation, molecular function: calcium ion binding. Lineage: Eukaryota; Metazoa; Chordata; Actinopteri; Salmoniformes; Salmonidae. The record is from RefSeq and is a predicted model, not a curated record. The transcript is spliced from 7 exons. The coding region runs from base 1 to 1035 and encodes 344 amino acids.
AUGAAUGGACAGACACCUGAAGUAGAUGGAACUGAAGAUGAGAUGAAUGGACAGACACCUGAAGUAGAUGGAACAGAAGAUGAGAUGAAUGGACAGACACCUGAAGUAGAUGGAACAGAAGAUGAGAUGAAUGGACAGACACCUGAAGAAGAUGGAACAGAAGAUGAGAUGAAUGGACAGACACCUGAAGUAGAUGGAACAGAAGAUGAGAUGAAUGAACAGUCACCUGAAGUAGAUGGAACUGAAGAUGAGAUGAAUGGACAGACACCUGAAGUAGAUGGAACUGAAGAUGAGAUGAAUGAACAGACACCUGAAGUAGAUGGAACAGAAGAUGAGAUGAAUGAACAGACACCUGAAGUUCCCCUCCCUAAGGGUGUAUUGCCCUCGGAGGGGAGCGGAGCCCCAUUGGCUGCGGCGGCAAUGCUGGGGGGUGUGGGGCACUUGGAGGAAGAAGAGGAGGAAGAUGAAAGGAGAAGAGUGUUUGAGGAGCCGUUGUGUGCUGUGGUCCAGAACUGCACCGUUCUACACAACAUCGUGGGCCCCGCCUGCAUCUUCCUCAGAGAGGCGUUCAUUCAGAGCCAGCUCGACAGAGACCUACGGCCAGAAGAGAUUGAAGAGCUGAAGGAGGCGUUCGGGGAGUUUGAUAAGGAUAAAGAUGGCUACAUCAGCUGUAAGGAACUGGGAGAGUGCAUGAGGACUAUGGGGUACAUGCCUACUGAGAUGGAGCUCAUCGAACUCAGCCAGAACAUCUGUGGCGGCAGAGUGGACUUUGAGGACUUUGUGGAGCUGAUGGGUCCUAAGAUGUUGGCAGAGACAGCAGACAUGAUAGGAGUGAAGGAGCUCAGGGAUGCUUUCAGAGAAUUUGACUCUAACGGGGACGGUCAGAUAAGCCUGGCUGAACUGAAGGAGGCCAUGAAAAAGCUGGUGGGGGAGCAGCUCAACCAACCAGAGAUCGACGAGAUCCUCCGAGAUGUCGACCUCAAUGGGGACGGCCUGCUCGACUUCGAGGAGUUUGUCAGGAUGAUGUCUCGCUGACUCGCUUGGCCAGAAGAUCAUGAUGACGUGACUUUUAGAGACUAGUAAACAACAAAACCUCCUCUGUUAGAUGUUAUGGACCAGUCCUCAGUAUGUUGUUGAACAUGUAAUUACAGUACUAUUGAUGUACAAAUAUUUCAUGUUGUUUUUAGGGUA